CGUCGGCGUUCCGCGGUGAACGGCGCCGCGUGCGCGCGGCCGGGGGCGAGGGGCGCGAACGUCACGGCAGGUGAAUAAAGGCGUAUUGCCUUCGCGGCGACUUCUUUCCAGUCCGAGAGAUACGCGCGCCGCCUCCGACCCUCGCCCGGAGAUGGCGCCACUCGCCCCCUCCGCCGGUGACCCUUCUCGCGGUCGACCUCGACGCUUUCCUUUCUUUCCCAUCGCGGACCGACCCGGUCUCGAUCGCCCCUUAACCGACGCAAGAAUCCAGACAUACGAAACGUCGCGAAUGGCCCGAUUUUCCGGGAAAAUUCGACCGUUUCGAUCGGUAUGGCCGUCGAGAAGACGACGCAAACGUAAAUGAGAAAUUACGCAACGCGGAUACCUCACCGAGGCGCGUCUCACGACUCCAACGAUUCGGGAAGACCGACUCGUGGGGAAUUCGAGUACCGGAGAGCGACUAGCUGCGUCGUCAUCGAAGCGGCAGGGAGGUGGCCUCUCUGGAUGUAAACAAGCAGCGGACCGGACGACGCUUCGCGUCCCGCUCGGAUUCUACGAACGCGUAACGUACGCGACCGCGGGCGUCUCGGUCUAGUUCCUUGCCGUUACGCCGACGCGUCUCGUUACGCGGCCGUUUAACGCCUCUCCCCGCGGUCGGCGACAUCGGCGUAUCGGACCACGGGCCGGGAUGUCGCGUCGCGCCGCGACCCUAAGCGGUAACGAAGAGGACGCGAAAGUGCAGGAGGCCGCAAAGGAGCAACGGCGCUCGGUCCUCGGUCCGGCCCUAAGGACGGCGGCCAUCGGCGCGGGAGUGCAGCCCCCGCUGCCGUCCGGCUACCGCGACGCCGUGCCGCCCCGAAGCGGGGACGGUGAUUCGACAUUUGGCGCCGCGGCGAUGGUGGCAGCCGCCACCGCUACGGCCACCGCCACAGCCAGCGUGGUGGCCAUGCAGGACCGCCAGGACAUACCCACGCAGUUCAAUCAGAUGCAAAGCCAACAUGGGAUACCCCACCAGGCGUACAACACGGGGUAUGCCCAACGAGGACCAAUGGCUGGGAUGGGGCCAGUCGGGAUAAACAAUUUUAACGGCAUGGGCUCGAUGGGUCCCAUGCACUCCAUGAAUUCCAUGAAUUCGAUGAACGGGAUGAGCGGGAUGAACUCGAUGAAUCCGAUGACCAUGGGAGGGAUGAACGGGAUGAACGGGAUGACCGGGAUGACCGGGAUGAGCGCCAUGGGUACCAUGAGCAACAUAGGCGCCAUGGGGAUGAGCACCAUGAUGGGACCCAACAACGUGCAGAUGAACAAGAUGAGCAUGCAGACUCAGCCCCAACAAGGUUACCCGAGGAGACUGGCUCCGUAUCCCAACCCGGCCAUGCACAUGGCGCAGAAGAGGCAGCAAGGUUCCUACGCCGCCCCGAAUCCCGCGGGCAUGCAGCCCGGUUUCAGUGGGCCGGGCAUGCCCACGGCCCAGUACCCGACCGGCGGCUAUCCGGCCACCAGGCCGAACUUCCAGCCCCAGUACCAGCCUAUGCAGAGCAUGAGCCCCGCCGGGGCUGCCGGGUUCGCCCCCGGUGCCAUGAUCCGCGGGGCCAGCAUGAGGCAGGCCACUCCGUCCUACAACGGCCCCACGCAAGCCGGUCAGUAUUAUGGCGCCAACGGGGUGCCGGUUAGCAUGGGGCCGACCAACGUCGGCAACCAAUUCGUCGGGCAUCAGCAGCCCACCCCGAGCUACGGGACCGCUACCUACGCCGCGACCAGCCAGUACCAGCAGGACGUCUCCACGAUGAGGACGCCGGGCGCAGGGAACAUGACCUACCAGCACAGCCCCAUUCCCGGUAACCCGACGCCGCCGUUGACGCCAGCCAACAGUAUGCCUCCUUACAUCAGCCCCAACCCGGACAUCAAACCUAAUUUCAACGAGAUCAAGUCUCCGGUCAAUAUUCAGAAGGACGACGAGCUGAGACUAACAUUCCCCGUGCGGGACGGCAUAAUCCUCCCACCUUUUCGCCUGGAGCACAAUCUGGCAGUAAGCAACCACGUGUUCCAGCUAAAGUCUACGGUCCAUCAAACGCUGAUGUGGCGGUCGGACUUGGAACUCCAACUCAAGUGUUUCCAUCACGAGGACCGGCAGAUGAACACCAACUGGCCAGCCUCGGUUCAGGUGUCGGUCAACGCGACUCCUCUCGUCAUCGACAGAGGCGAGAACAAAACCUCUCACAAGCCUCUAUACCUGAAGGAUGUAUGCCAACCGGGUCGUAACACUAUCCAGAUUACGGUAUCGGCGUGUUGCUGCUCCCACCUGUUCGUUCUUCAAUUGGUCCAUCGCCCGAGCGUACGAAGCGUCUUGCAAGGACUGUUACGAAAAAGGCUGCUCACCGCGGAGCACUGCAUCACGAAGAUUAAGAGGAACUUUAACAAUACCAUGUCGAGCAAUGGUAUGCAGCCCGAGAAAGACGUCGUCGAACAAACAGCACUAAAGGUAUCGUUAAAAUGUCCUAUCACCUUCAAACGUAUAACACUGCCAGCGAGAGGGCACGAUUGCAAGCACAUACAGUGCUUCGACCUGGAAUCGUACCUGCAAUUGAACUGCGAAAGGGGGUCCUGGAGAUGUCCUGUUUGCACUAAGCCCGCGCAAUUGGAAGGCCUGGAAGUCGACCAGUACAUGUGGGGUAUUCUGAACACGACGCUGAACACGGUGGAAGUCGAAGAGGUAACGAUAGACUCGGCGGCCAACUGGAAACCGGCGAAAAGCUUGACUGGAAUCAAAUCCGAAGAAGAGAACGACUGCAAAAGAUUGACGAAAGCGAUGUCGCCGGGUAGUAUGAACAUGCCGACGAUGAACAACUGGGACAUGAACCAGGCGAUGAGCCCUUACAUACCACCGGACAUGAACAGUAUCGUUAGCGGUUCCAUGAUGAACAACACGCCACCCAAUUACGGAACCAACGGCAUAAAUCAUCGGAAUUCCUCCGGAGGGUCGUACGAUAUCAACUCCGGAUCGAACACAUCCGGGAGCAACGAUUAUUCCAACGGGGCAGGACCCCUCUCGCACUUAAACGAUUCCGUGAAUUCCCUGGACCCUCUCAACGCGAUGGAGAAGUCACUUAACGACCAGAUGCCCCAUACGCCGCACACGCCGCACACCCCUCACACGCCGCACACACCUGGCGGAGGUAACAGCGGACCACCCAGCGUUCCCCCGGCUUCGCAGGAAUCCACCGGGAAUCACAACUCGUCCGGCGGUACGAAUACGAACCUCGGUAACGACACCACGGACAUACCUUCGGACUUGAAUUUUGACCCCGCCGCGGUCAUCGACGGCGAAGGCACGGGUCAAGAAGCUCUGAACCUGUUGCCGGACAACGUGGUCGAUCCCAUGGAAUUGCUGUCUUAUCUGGAUCCACCGGAUCUGAACACACCACCCAGUAGCGGAGCCAGCAGCGGUAAUCCGUCAUCGAGCGACGACAUUCUAGCGCUCUUCGAAUAAGAACGGACAAGGUUUAACGACCCUGUAAAAGGAAUAAUCAAAUUACUGCCUCGAAACUGGGGAAAGUGACCACCGGAGUCGGCGCGUCACUGCAAACCGCUCCCAAGCCCGACUUGGGCAUUUGCAGGGAGUGCGAAGAGAAGACGGGAGGGGGUGGUCACUGUGGGUGCUCUCACCUAAACAAUGGUACAAACGAUCUUAGCUCUAAUUGUAAUAUUCCUAUUGACGAAGUUAGGGCAUAUAUUAUAGGUAUAGAACGAUGACCUCUAUCGGCGAGACGACGGACGUCCCGUCGACGCUCGCUCGUAAAGACCAUAUUGCACGGACUGGGCUUCGCAGCCGGAUAGAUUUCGUUCUCGACGCGAAACCGUGUAAACGAUGCGCGUCGCGUUGUACGCUCGGCCGUAUCAAACGUCUCGUGCACUCGGUGAAAUGCUCCUUGCAGUAUUGCCUUUACCUGGAAAUACGGUCUACUCGCAUUGAAGGCUAUGACGGACCUACAUCACGAGAAACUACUGCUGUACAGUAUCUUUUUGUAAAUAACUUUAAUUCUAAUUAAAUACGGUAAAAGAUAUUCAUCCGUUGUAAACCAACAUGCUUAUUGAUGGAUAUAGCGCAUAUAGUGUUCCUUUCGUUUAGAACUUUAGUGACGGCUUGUGGGGGCGAGUUGAGCCUAGGGGCCACCGGGCUUCACCCUGGAUACGAUCAAACGAGCACGAUGUAUCUCCGCUGAUACUGUGACGCGACUUCGUGGUACCGAUUCAUUUGUGACGAUCGACCAACCGGAGAUAUAUAUUCCUACGAGGUAAGCCGUGGAAGUAAGACGUUACGGGCAUCCCGUAGUAACGAUGUGCUAUAUUCUAUCAAUUUACGGUAUUAAUCUACGUUAAUUUAACGGAACAGUAGCGGUUAAAUAGUAGUCUCCUAAACGUGGCUGUUUAUUUGAAUCAUACAUCGGACGACGGUUUUGUUUUCACGUUAUCAAGUGAAUUCUGAAGGACUGAGGCCAAUCGCGAAGUUAUUUCUUCUUCUUUUUUUUUUUUUCCUUUCUCUCGGUUUAACGUGCACGCAACUCUCCUCUUUGAUUACGAGCGCAACUAACAGGGGGGGAAGAGAAUUUCUGCUGAAAACUUGAAACACCAAUUUCAUCAGUAUUAUGUCCGCGCGAUUUCGCGACACCCGGAGAAGAUAAACGUCUUUCGGUCGGAGCACAAUUUAGCCCGUUAUCGUGCAUCGCUCACGUGAAUUAACGUUGCAUAGGAAAGCUCGUUUUUCUUUUUUUUUUUUCUCGCACUCGAGAACGGUUCGAGCAAUUUUCGCAAAUUGUAUUAUCGGUAUCGGAGUGAAAUCGGACAAAGGGAUUUUAUCGGCACCCUCGAGGAACCGCGCCGAGUGAGCGGUCGAAAAUUCUAAGCUAUCGAGGGAAACUCGGCAAACCGAUUCGACGCGGAUCCGUACCAGAUCGGACGUGCCUACGUAAUGCGAGAAAUACUGCCAGAGUGGCACCGCCCAUAACUCCCCUGCUUGCGUAGUGGUUACUACAUUUAUAUCCUUUGUGAUUAAAAGAGGAGAUAUACUUAAAGUGAUUCAUGUAGAUUAUACAAAUUUUAUAUAAAAAUGUAUUUAUAUUCUGAUACGCCCAUAAACCGGCGUACAAUGAUGAAUUAGAUGCGGUCAAGUUUCUAUUCACAUAAUUACAGUAUAACAUCACUGAAGUUAGAUUUUAAUAUUACUUAUAUUAAGUGCGACUAUUGUAUAUUAUUUGUAUAUAUGACAAAUAGAUUAAUAAUAUAAGAAAA
Molecule: messenger RNA, 5286 nt
Organism: Orussus abietinus
Lineage: Eukaryota; Metazoa; Arthropoda; Insecta; Hymenoptera; Orussidae
Gene: tna
Product: zinc finger MIZ domain-containing protein 1
Exons: 10
Coding region: 689-3487 (932 amino acids)
Biological process (GO): regulation of transcription by RNA polymerase II; protein sumoylation
Molecular function (GO): SUMO ligase activity; zinc ion binding
Source: RefSeq, a predicted model, not a curated record